Osmia bicornis bicornis is the source of this 1623-nucleotide messenger RNA. Its product is annotated as progestin and adipoQ receptor family member 3. Lineage: Eukaryota; Metazoa; Arthropoda; Insecta; Hymenoptera; Megachilidae. The record is from RefSeq and is a predicted model, not a curated record. Gene Ontology annotation, cellular component: membrane. The coding region runs from base 248 to 1306 and encodes 352 amino acids. The transcript is spliced from 8 exons. Gene Ontology annotation, molecular function: signaling receptor activity.
UGUGGUUUGUUCAGUGUCAGCGCUGUUCUCGGCCCGUACACCAGUCGCUGAGGACAAGGUGUCACGCUCAUCAAUAGCUGACCGUCUUAAGGAUGUCUCGAUAGAUCAACGUUCGAUUGAUUUUCAACAUCCGCCGGUACCUUUUUCAAAAAAGAGCGGACUGCGAUCGCUUGGGGAACGCGUAUUCGCUGACUGACAUCGUUGCCCGUAGUCGAGUGACUCCCAAGUAAGAAUUCGACUCUUUCCAAUGAUGAAAUUAUUAGCAGGCGUGGAAGAGGUGAGCGAUCAAAACGAAAAGCCGCAGAAUGAUGAUCAAUCGCACAACAAUAAUCAUGAAAAACAGCCGAAAACAGAUAUCGCUCAAGAGACGGUCAAGCUACUUACUGGCGAGGUGUACCGAACUUCCUCCAGAAAACUCGAAAACUCGCCUCUCAAAGGUAAAAUCACGCCUGAAGAUGAAGAGAAAAUGAGGCGUCUUCUUCCUUAUAAGGAAGCCCCUGAAUAUCUUCAACACAAUCCAUAUAUUCUUCACGGAUAUCGAGGAUAUCUUACUACAAAAUUAUGCGUCGAAAGCAUAUUUUGGUGGACAAACGAAACAGUAAACAUAUGGAGCCACAUAUUUGGAUGGAUGUUAUUUUUCGGUCUGACCCUGUAUGACCUUUGUCUACUGAAUAUUCAUGCACCCAUGGGUGACAAAGUGAUAGUAGCUCUUUUAUUAAUCUGUUUCCAGGCUUGCAUGGUAUUGUCCUCGGUGUAUCAUACGUUUUCCUGUCGAAGUGAAAAGGAUUACUGGUGUUUCUUGUCCUUCGAUUUGUUUGGAAUCGCGUUAAGCCUUCUGUCGAUAUACAUGUCUGGAGUUUAUUACGCUUUCUGGUGUCACAAGGAAUUGCAGAGCUUUUAUCUGAUCACUGUCCUGGCUAUCUUUGUAUUCGCAAUGAUCCUACAAGUACCAAAACUGAAUAUUAAUGGGAACAUCAAGCUAAUAGUUUUCGUCGCCUGGGCAGCUUAUGGAGUACUGCCAACGUUUCAUUGGAGCAUUGCUAUGGGUGGAAUGGACAACCCGAUCGUUAGAAUGUUACUUCCAAGGGUACUAGGAAUGUAUGUCAUUAGUGGUGUAGCAUUUAUUAUUUAUCUCAGCAAAAUACCAGAACGCUUCUGUCCAGGCUGGGUGGAUUAUAUCGGUUCCUCUCAUCAAUGGUGGCAUGCAUUAGUGGUAUUGGCUCUUUACUAUUGGCAUAAUACUGGAAUGCUUUACGUGGAAUACAGAAUGAACCAUGGCUGUCCGAGCAACAUCAAAUUAUUAUGACAUACGGAAUCCGACGGCCAUUCAGGUAAUGGUUUUAUAAUGGAAUGUGCUUGCGCUAUGGAAUUCAAUGUUUGGUCGUCAGAUUAUUACAACAAUCUACCAUUUUACGCCAGCGAAAAAACAACAUGUGCAAACGAAAAUCCAUUACGAACGUAUUAUCAACGACAAACAUUUUAGUUCCAAAAAGUGUAAAAUAAGUGAUCCACGAGAUAACAAAAAUGCAGAUUCUUUUUUUUAAACAACGUCUAACGCGUCUUGGCGUUAGUAAUUUAUAUUUAUUUUGUAUUUAUAAAUUUUAAAUAGAUAUAUUGAAUAUC